Molecule: messenger RNA, 4085 nt
Organism: Bactrocera dorsalis (oriental fruit fly)
Lineage: Eukaryota; Metazoa; Arthropoda; Insecta; Diptera; Tephritidae
Product: serine-rich adhesin for platelets-like
Exons: 1
Coding region: 417-4085 (1222 amino acids)
Source: RefSeq, a predicted model, not a curated record
UAUUGACAAAAUACGAAAAGACUUAUCCGCGUAUGUCGAUCUAAAUGUAAACGUAUAAGAAAUCAGACUUCCUUUUAAAUAAGAUUAGUCAAAAAAAAUCAUGUUACUAGUGUUAAACUGUUAGCUGAAAAACAUUUUCCAUGGCGCUUAAGUGAACAAAGCUUUUGUGUAGAGCUAAAAUAUUUUAAUAUUUCAAAUUUUAUUUAUUAUUCAUAAAUGUCAGUUGUUUCAUUAAAUCGGAAAAAAGUGUCAUUGAAAUGUCUAAAAUAUUAGCUUGAAUGUCAUAGAACCCUACACCUGGACAAGUAUAAAAAGCCCACAAAAUGAGCAAAAUACAGUAUCUGUAGAAUUUCCUCACUCGCCGUGCAACGCGUCUUAAAACACUUCCGAGAAUAGCUCCUAAAGUGAAGGAGAAAAUGUGUGCUUCCAAAAUAUUGAUCCUUUCGAUUUUUCUAAUAAUGCCGUUUUGUUUCAAAUGUGAAGAGCUGUCGGUGGUGAAGAAGGCAAAUAUCUGCUACUCGCAUUUUAAACGAAAAAUCGAAGCUGUGCAAGACGCACAAGAACGUGCAUUUAAAAGCUGCAGUGACAGCGAUUUGUUUUGUGAAUAUAUCGCGAAUAAAGAAUUUUUAUUACAAAAGAUACAAACCGCCCGAGAAUUGGAGUACUGUAAAAGAGCAAAAUGUGAUAAAAGAUUUAAAGCAAUAGGCGAAAAAAAUGUGAAAGACCGACUAAAGCGGGAGUAUUGUAAAAAAUUUAAGGCGGUUGAAAGAACACAUAACACACAUCGAAAACGUAGGAGUGCUACUUACAGCUCGGAAUAUUCCGAGGAAAGUGAUUUGUGGUCAGCGUCAGAAGAAAAGAGUGAGACAGUGAGCGAUUCGGAAUCACUCGAUACGAGCUACAGUGAUUCUUUGCUCUAUAGCGUGUCGAGUGCUGAAUCAAGCGAAUCGGCAUGGCAGUACGCAGAUAGUGGAACAUCAUCUAGUAGCGAAUCAGAGCGUUCUAGCGAUAACGAAUCAUCAGAUUCUGAAUUCUGGAAUUCUUCGGAUUUCGAAAGCGAUGAAAGCUCGCAGUACUCAAGUGAUGAAUUUUCGGAGUCUGAAUCUGAAAUUUCGAAUUCUUCAGAUUCAGAAACUGACGAAACUUCACAGUACGAAAGUGACGAAUCUUCUGACUCUGAAUCAGAAUCUUUGACAUCUUCAGAAUCAGAUAAUGAUGAAACUUCAGAAUAUAAAUCUGAAACGUCUUCAGAAUCAGAAACUGAAGAGUGGCAGGAGUUUCCAUCUCCAUCAAAAACUGAUGAAUCAAGUUCUACCAGUAACAUAUUUACUACAAUCACGCCACCAUCUUGGAAAAUAAAGCCAACAAUUAUCCCCAACACCUUUCCCGGAGAAACCUCUUCAACAAAAAUUUCUGAGACAAUUCAGUUUUCAACCACAACCGAUUCCAUCGCAACCCGUUCAACAUCCUUGCAAACCGAGUCUACAAGUAUACCCACCACUUCUUCCAGGGAAACACCUUCAACAUCUCACAUAACUGAUUCUUCAUCCACAACCGAUUUCAUCGGAACCACUGAAACAUCCAUGAAAACCGAACUAGCAGGUGUUUCCACCACUUCUUCGGGAGAAACUCUAUCAACAUCUCACAUAACUGAUUCUUCAUCUACAACCGAUUCAAUGGCUGUCGCUUCAACAUCCUUGAAAACCGAAUUAACAAGUAUCCCCACCACUUCUUCCGAGGAAACCCCAUCAACAUCUCACAUAAUUGAUUCUUCAUCCACAAACGAUGCCACGGCUACCACUUCAACAUCCUUGAAAACCGAGCCAACAAGUAUGCCCACCACUACUUCCGGGGAAACCUCUUCAACAUCUCACAUAACUGAUUCUUCAUCCACAAGCGAUUCCAUGGCUACCACUUCAACAUCCUUGAAAACCGAGUCAACAAGUAUCCCCACCACUUCUUCCGAGGAAACUCCAUCAACAUCUCACAUAAUUGAUUCUUCAUCUACAACCGAUUCCAUGGCUGUUGCUUCAACAUCCUUGGAAACCGAGCCAACAAGUAUGCCCACCACUAUUUCCGGGGAAACCUCUUCAACAUCUCACAUAAUUGAUUCUUCAUCCACAACCGAUUUCAUCGAAAACACUGAAACAUCCAUGAAAACCGAACCAGCAGGUGUUUCCACCACUCCUUCGGGAGAAACUCUAUCAACAUCUCACAUAACUGAUUCUUCAUCUACAACCGAUUCCAUGGCUGUCGCUUCAACAUCCUUGAAAACCGAGUCAACAAGUAUCCCCACCACUUCUUCCGGGGAAACUCCAUCAACAUCUCACAUAAUUGAUUCUUCAUCCACAACCGAUGCCACGGCUACCACUGAAACAUCCUUGAAAACCGAGUCAACAAGUAUCCCCACCACUUCUUCCGAGGAAACUCUAUCAACAUCUCACAUAGCUGAUUCUUCAUCUACAACCGAUUCCAUGGCUGUCGCUUCAACAUCCUUGAAAACCGAGCCAACAAGUAUGCCCACCACUAUUUCCGAGGAAACCUCUUCAACAUCUCACAUAAUUGAUUCUUCAUCCACAACCGAUGCUAUGGCUACCACUUCAACAUCCUUGGAAACCGAGCCAACAAGUAUCCCCACCACUACUUCCGGGGAAACCUCUUCAACAUCUCACAUAAUUGAUUCUUCAUCCACAACCGAUUCCAUGGCUACCACUUCAACAUCCUUGGAAACCGAGCCAACAAGUAUCCCCACCACUACUUCCGGGGAAACCUCUUCAACAUCUCACAUAAUUGAUUCUUCAUCCACAACCGAUUCCAUGGCUACCACUUCAACAUCCUUGGAAACCGAGCCAACAAGUAUCCCCACCACUACUUCCGGGGAAACCUCUUCAACAUCUCACAUAACUGAUUCUUCAUCCACAAGCGAUUCCAUGGCUACCACUUCAACAUCCUUGAAAACCGAGUCAACAAGUAUCCCCACCACUUCUUCCGAGGAAACUCCAUCAACAUCUCACAUAAUUGAUUCUUCAUCUACAACCGAUUCCAUGGCUGUCGCUUCAACAUCCUUGAAAACCGAGCCAACAAGUAUCCCCACCACUACUUCCGGGGAAACCUCUUCAACAUCUCACAUAAUUGAUUCUUCAUCCACAACCGAUUCCAUGGCUACCACUUCAACAUCCUUGGAAACCGAGCCAACAAGUAUCCCCACCACUACUUCCGGGGAAACCUCUUCAACAUCUCACAUAACUGAUUCUUCAUCCACAACUGAUGCUAUGGCUACCACUUCAACAUCCUUGAAAACCGAGCCAACAAGUAUCCCCACCACUUCUUCCGGGGAAACUCCAUCAACAUCUCACAUAAUUGAUUCUUCAUCCACAACCGAUUCCAUGGCUACCACUUCAACAUCCUUGGAAACCGAGCCAACAAGUAUCCCCACCACUACUUCCGGGGAAACCUCUUCAACAUCUCACAUAAUUGAUUCUUCAUCCACAACUGAUGCUAUGGCUACCACUUCAACAUCCUUGAAAACCGAGCCAACAAGUAUCCCCACCACUACUUCCGAGGAAACCCCAUCAACAUCUCACAUAAUUGAUUCUUCAUCCACAAACGAUGCUAUGGCUACCACUUCAACAUCCUUGAAAACCGAGCCAACGAGUAUCCCCACCACUUCUUUCGGGGAAACUCCAUCAACAUCUCACAUAAUUGAUUCUUCAUCCACAACCGAUUCCAUGGCUACCACUUCAACAUCCUUGAAAACCGAGCCAACGAGUAUCCCCACCACUUCUUUCGGGGAAACUCCAUCAACAUCUCACAUAAUUGAUUCUUCAUCCACAACCGAUUCCAUGGCUACCACUUCAACAUCCUUGGAAACCGAGCCAACAAGUAUCCCCACCACUACUUCCGGGGAAACCUCUUCAACAUCUCACAUAAUUGAUUCUUCAUCCACAACCGAUUCCAUGGCUACCACUUCAACAUCCUUGGAAACAGAGCCAACAAGUAUCCCCACCACUACUUCCGGGGAAACUCCAUCAACAUCUCACAUAAUUGAUUCUUCAUCCACAACCGAUUCCAUGGCUACCACUUGA